AUGGCAAAAAACUCUCAUAAUGCUUUGUCUCUUCUCCUCCUUCCCCUUCUCUUCCUCGCUCUUGUUGGAACCUCUCAUGCUGGUGGCAUAGCCAUCUACUGGGGCCAAAACGGAAACGAGGGAACCCUAUCUGAAGCAUGUGCCACUGGGUUAUACACUCAUGUAAACAUAGCUUUUCUCAACAAGUUUGGCAAUGGCCAAACCCCUGAAAUGAACCUUGCUGGUCACUGCAACCCUGCAACCAAUUCUUGCCAAAAGUUUAGUGCAGACAUCAAGGAUUGCCAAAGCAAAGGAAUCAAAGUGUUGCUUUCUAUUGGUGGUGGAAUUGGAAGCUACUCUUUAUCUUCCCCUGAGGAUGCUAGAAACGUUUCAAGAUUCUUGUGGAACACUUUCUUGGGUGGCAAGUCAUCUUCAAGGCCAUUAGGGGAUGCUGUGUUAGAUGGCAUAGAUUUUGACAUUGAACUUGGUUCCACAGCAAACUGGGAGCACCUUGCACGCUUUCUCAAGUCAUAUAGCCGUAAAGGAAGAAGGGUGUACCUAGGUGCUGCCCCUCAAUGUCCUUUUCCUGAUGAAUUCUUGGGCACUGCCCUUAACACAGGGCUAUUUGACUUUGUUUGGGUUCAGUUCUAUAAUAAUCCUCCGUGUGCGUAUGCUAAUGGUAACAUAACUAACCUUGUGAAUUCAUGGAACCGGUGGACAACUUCAGUGCCUGCAAGCCAGAUAUUUUUGGGCUUGCCGGCAGCUCCGGCGGCGGCUGGCAGCGGUUACAUCCCUGCUGAUGUGUUGACGUCUCAAAUCUUGCCGGUGAUCAAGAAGUCACCGAAGUAUGGAGGGGUGAUGCUGUGGUCAAGGUUCUUUGAUGGCCAGAAUGGGUAUAGCACUUCCAUCAUUAGCAGCGUGUGA
This is a messenger RNA of Gastrolobium bilobum, 903 nucleotides long. RefSeq names its product hevamine-A-like. Bases 1 to 903 code for a protein of 300 amino acids. Gene Ontology annotation, cellular component: extracellular region. Gene Ontology annotation, biological process: carbohydrate metabolic process. The record is from RefSeq and is a predicted model, not a curated record. Lineage: Eukaryota; Viridiplantae; Streptophyta; Magnoliopsida; Fabales; Fabaceae. The transcript has a single exon. Gene Ontology annotation, molecular function: chitinase activity.